This is a messenger RNA of Stylophora pistillata, 2951 nucleotides long. Its product is annotated as E3 ubiquitin-protein ligase TRIM71-like. NCBI's taxonomy places the organism in Eukaryota, Metazoa, Cnidaria, Anthozoa, Scleractinia, Pocilloporidae. The record is from RefSeq and is a predicted model, not a curated record.
GCUUUGAAACAAACAACGCCACCAGACUUCAUUAUUUCGAGUCAAAUUCCGAGAAUUCAGGUCUCCAUUCUCGCUGAUUCCUCAAAGAAGACAGGCAAACUAUGGAUAUCAAAACGUUGCUUCACAAUCUUCGCGAAGAAGUGUCUUGUCCAGUGUGUACUAACAUAUACACGGAUCCAAAACACCUCCCAUGUCUUCACAGUUUCUGUCUGCAAUGCUUGAAACAGUGGCACAGAACAAGCCAUGGCCGAGACACAAUAAGAUGUCCGAAAUGCCAAGUUGUUAGCAGAGUGCCCGAUAAUGGCGAUCUGAAAGACCUUCCCACCAGUUUUUAUCUGAACGGCUUGAUUGAUGUGCUGGCCAUUAAAGAAUGCAAAACCAGCCAAGUUGGAUGUGGAAAUUGUCAAAAGAAAAGCUCCAAGUGUUCUUACUGUUUUCAUUGUUGCAUGUUUUGGUGUGAUGAGUGCCUCAUCGGACAUAACAUCAUUCAAGGCAAUAAAGAUCACCGUGUCGUGGCGCUCGAAGACUUUCAAGAAAAGGACUAUGAGGAUGUAAUAAAACGACCCUUGUACUGCUCGAAACAACGGCACGAAAAAGAAGAACUUAAAUACUUUUGCAAGAACUGCGAAACGGCAGCUUGCCAAAGCUGUGUUUUGAUAGAUCAUGCGGGUCACGCCAUUACGCACCUAGAGGAAGAAGCGGAAAAACAAAAGUUGGAAAUGAAAUCCUUGAUUGAAACACAGAGGCGCGAUUUACAAGCAAAGAUUAACACUAUGGGUCGACUGACUGAAGACUGCGCUAAAUUGAUACAACUAAGUAAAGACAUAAAGAGAGAAGUGCAGACGUUUGUGGACAAUUUGAUUGCAACUAUUGAAGCGAAGAAACAAAAUAUCUUUACAGCGGUGGACGAUGAAACGAAGAGAUUCCUCGAAGCUCUAACAACGCAAAAGACAGAGACUGAGAGUGAAAUAAAGAUCAUCGAAGAAUCGCUGGAAAAAGCUGAAACAAUUCUUAGACGGAGCACAAACGUGGAUGUCCUUCAGGGGAAGAAAUCGUUGGAGAAAAUAUUUCAGGGAGCUGAUGAGAGCCAGUCAAAGGACUACUGUUACCCAGAAAGGCUUCCUGUUUUAGUUUUCGUGGAAAACUCAAAGAUAGUUAACACAAUAAACGCCGAAGAAAUUGGAACUUUGCAAAUGGAAAACCGAACAAAAGCAAGUCAAUCAGCUGCUGACGGCAAAGGACUUGAAGAGGCAAUUGCUAACCGUGAAGCGCACUUUACUUUGACUACAAGGAACGCUAAAGGAAGACAAUGUUACGAUGAACGUGACCAUGUAACGGUGGGGAUCAUGGAUGAACAAGGACGAGACUGCGCCAGGGACUUGCGAAUAACUGACAAUAAGGAUGGACGCUAUCAAGUCAGCUAUUCUCCCAGAAAUGAAGGAAGAUGUAAAUUGACAAUAAAGGUAAACGGGGAAAAUGUUGGAGGAAGUCAAUUCCUUGUCCUCGUAAAAACAUUUCAGUUUAAACCUGUUUUAUCUUUUGGAGAAGAAGGUUCGUCUCUUGGAAAGUUUGAUUUGCCUUGGGGGGUUGCAGUGAAUGCUAGGGACGAGAUCGCUGUAACUGAUCAAAACAACCACAGAGUUCAAAUUUUCAGUAGUGAAGGAAAGUUUUUAAGAUCAUUUGGCAAAAAGGGUGACAAAGCGGGAGAAUUGAGAAAGCCUCGGGGAAUUGCAUUUCAUAAUAAUGGCAAUAUUUUCGUGGCAGACAGUGCUAAUGAUAGAAUCCAAAUUUUCAGCGGGGAGGGUGAGUACGUGGGAAGCUUUGGUGGAAAAGGAAACCUUGAUAGUCAGCUCAAUAAUCCCUUGGGUUUAUCUGUAGACAGUGAUGGGAACAUCAUUGUUGCUGAUUCAAUUAACAGACUGAUUAAGAUCUUUUCUCCUGGUGGCAAGUUUCUAAGGAAAAUAGGUGAGCAGGGAUCCCUUACGUUUCCUUUCCACUGUAUUCAGUAUGACAGAUAUCUUAUAGUGUCUGAAAGAGGCGAACAUUGUAUCAAAGUUUUUGACAGAAAUGGAAACUUUCUGUACACAUUUGGAAAGCAGGGUGGAGGGGACGGGGAGAUUAAUAAUCCAAGAUGUUUGUCAGUGAACAAGUCAGGACAACUUAUGGUCUGUGACGAAUGUAAUCAUAGAAUACAAGUCUUUGAACUGAAUGGAAAGUUUGUUGGUAAGUUUGGAACACGCGGCGAAAAUUCAGGAGAAUUCGAUACUCCAUGGGCAAUCGCCGCUCUCAGUACUGGGCGAGCUGUUGUUGUUGAAUUUGGUAACCAACGUAUUCAGAUAAUUGAGUAGUUCACGUUCGCUUUGAUGAAUUAUUUGGUCCAUUAUGAGAAGAGUUAAAUUCAAUCGGUCAAUAUUAGGUUAUGUAUAAAUGGAUCGAGUUUUACAUCGAAAAUUCACUUAAAAAAUAGUAAAAAUGGUAGAAGACUUCUUUAAUUUUUGGCGGAGUGGCAGCGCUAUAUAAAAGAAUAAUCAAAUGCAAUAGUUUGUGAAGCAUUCUGAGAGAAGCCUAUUCCUACUGAGAAUGUAUUGUUUACAGAAAUUUUUGUAAAUAUAUUUGGUAUUCAUUUUUUUAACAAACCAUAGUUAGUAGAGGGGGACUGGUCAGUCCCCCUCUACUAACUAUGAACAAACCAAAGGUUUUGGUUUUGAGUGCGGACAAAACGUGCACAGGACGAAAUGACUAAAUUAAGUGUGCUUAAAGGUAACUUAGAGGUUAACAUUAGAAGUAUUUAAGACAUCUUUAGGUGACAUACGAAAGUUCUGAAAUGAAUCUUUAAUGCAACUUUCAGAAGUCAAUUAAAGUGUCCUUAUGAAGUAUUUAGUUAACACUUUAAGAUCAAAUGAAAGCAAACCUAAAUAACCACUUCAUGAACACUUUGAGAUCACAUGAAA